This is a messenger RNA of Rosa chinensis, 589 nucleotides long. RefSeq lists its product as uncharacterized. NCBI's taxonomy places the organism in Eukaryota, Viridiplantae, Streptophyta, Magnoliopsida, Rosales, Rosaceae. Gene Ontology annotation, biological process: translation. Gene Ontology annotation, cellular component: ribosome. The record is from RefSeq and is a predicted model, not a curated record. The transcript has a single exon. Bases 36 to 554 code for a protein of 172 amino acids. Gene Ontology annotation, molecular function: structural constituent of ribosome.
CCAGUUUCCCUCUAGCACCACCACAGCAAGAAGCCAUGGCUGCUGCAGCUCUCUCCAAGCUCCUCUCCUCCCUCCUCCUUCAGCCACCACCACCACCACAACAAGAGUUCACUCUUCCGCCACGUGUCCCUCUCCCUAAACCCUCGCCACCAUCCCCUCUCGUUGCCAGCUGGGCCCCAUCGGCGGAAAAUGUAGCCUUUCCGUCGCUGGCCAACUCAAACGUGCUCUUCUUCAGCUCGGCCGGCUUCAACGGCCAGGUGUUGGUCCAAGACAACGAGCCGGAGGAGUGGCUCCUCAACCGGUUCAGGAGGGAGGUCAUCAGGGCCGGCGUGUUCCUGGAGUGCAAGAAGAGGAGGUUUUUCGAGAACAACCAGGACAAGAAGAAGAGAAGGGGCGCCAUCUCCAAGAAAAAGAAGAAGAGAAAGGCUAGGCAGGCUGCUAGAAGGAACAAGAACAACCCCCAAAGGUUUGAUCUUUCUGACUUAAGAUUGCUUUUUGAUGAGUCUGAUAUUGCAUUUUGGGUCUGUUUUCUAAUGAUGUUUAUACUUUUUUAAUACUAAUUAUUAGGUGGUGAUAAGCAUAAAGUUUG